UAGCAUCCCAGACAGCCAAGGGAGUGUAGGCGGCCUCUACGUGAGUCGUGGCAGGGAUGGCUGGCACUGGCGCUGCCACUUUCCUUCGCGCUCAGCUGUGCUGAAUGCUCCAGGACUCAGUUACUGGAAUUGUCCACUCCUUCAACCGAUUUUCUCCACCCACUAUGAGCAGACCAACUCUGCUGCCCUCCUGUGUGGCUUUCUGCAGCAUUCUCUUCCUCACCUUGGCCACAGGAUGUCGAGCUUUCCCACAGGUGGAAAGGAGGGAAACAGCACACGCUUAUGCAGAGAAGGCGCAGCCCCAGAAGAUGGACACAGAUGACCAAGAAAACAUCUCCUUUGCUCCAAAGUACACACCCCAGCAGAUGUCCUCUGAUGCUCCCAUGGUGCUCUCUGCAGGACCGUCAGUGACACCAUUACAUAAAGUAUUCUCUGUGAGCAGGGAGAGUCACCUUCCCGGAGCUGGGCUACUGUAUGCUACCAGCCCUGGUGUUUACUCUUCUAGUGAGCAAGUGGUUUCAACCAGUGACCAAGAGCAUGGCCCCAGGCAGCUUGAAAGAAUGUCUCCUGAGCACAGCCUUCCCACGUCCAUGUUAACUGUUGCUGUAUCUUCUUCACCUGCUUCUCUGAAUCCUGACCAGGAGGAACCCUACAGCAGUUCGAGCACCCAGUCCAUGGUACAAGGGAUCACAGAUGGGGCCCAUGGUUUCCUGGAGUAUUUAGAUAACCAGGUGUUUGCAACUGGAAGUCAGGAAGCAGUUAGCUUAGGAAAGUCACCUCCUUCUUCUAUAAAUACCAAAGACACUGAGAACAUCAAAGCAGAUGCAGCCAUGAGAACUACUGCCUUUCCUCAUGUUGAUUCCACAACAGAGAUGAAGCCUGAUAGGGAGAGACCCUCAGAUAUGGCAGCUGAUGAUGCUCAGAGCAAUACCACUAAGUAUUUGGUGACACUCUCCAAGAAUGUCCUGACUAUUGAGCCAACAGCUGACAGUGUUUUGGGAAACCCUAAGGUCACAGUGAGUGUCAGUACACCUGAUCCAGUUUCUUCUGUCUUCAGCGAGGAGUGGGAUGACACCAAAUUUGAGAGCAUAAGUCGAGGGAGGCCCCCAGAGCCAGGAGACAAUGCAGAGACUCAAGCGAGAACAGAGCAACCACAUGGAAACUCUGAGAGCUUUGAGGGGACUGAGGAGAGCCCCACUUCCACACAGGUUGCAAAGGUGGCUCCCGGGCUCCCGGGAGGAGAAACACCCUUGGGAACAGCCCUGGUAACUGCACUGGGGGAUGAGAGAUCAACAGUCCCGAGCCAUCAGAUUUCCUUCACUCCCACGAGUCCUGUAGAAGACCCUGAAGUUUCUACUAUGAAGCUGUUCUCAAGUGCAGGAGGCUUCACAGCAUCCACCCAGGGGUACAGGACCCAGUUCUCCUCAGAGACCGCAGUUUCUCUGUCUCAAUAUGAGUCUAUGCCACAGCAGGCAGCAGGAAAUGUGCUAAAAGACAUCACUCAAGAGAUGACAAUGGCCACUCAAGAAAUAGACUCCACAUUACCCGUGGUCACACAAGAGCAUAUAGCCACCGUCGAGGUUCCCAGAGGCAGUGGGGAGCCUGAAGAGGCCAUACCAUCCCUCUCCCCUGUGUCUGCUGAAGUGGAUGAUGCUGAGCUCUCCAGACGAUGGGAGUCUCUGGCCACUCCAGCCUCCACCACUGUUGUCCCUCUGUCUCUCCAACUUACCUCAUCCAUGGAAGAUCUCAUGGACACAAUCACUGGGCCAAAUGAAGAAUUCAUACCAGUUUUGGGCUCUCCAAUGACACCCCCGGCAGUGACUGUGGAAGCUCCCACAAUUUCUCCAGCACUCCCUUCCGAGGGAAGAACGAGUCCAUCCCUCAGCCGCCCAAGUACAGCUGCCUCUUAUGGCCUGGAACAACUCGAAUCUGAAGAGGUAGAAGAUGAGGAGGAUGAAGAAGAUGAAGAGGAAGAGGAAGAAGAGGAAGAUGAGGAAGAUGAAGAGGACGAGGAAGAUAAAGAGGCAGACUCCUUGUAUAAGGACUUCAAUAGUGACACCGAACCACCAGGGUAUACUCUGCCUGGCAUCACAUCCCAGGAACCUGACAUAGGGCCAGGAAGCAUAGACCUACUAGAGGUAGCCACCUACCAGGUGCCAGAGACCAUCGAGUGGGAACAACAGAAUCAAGGUCUGGUGAGAAGCUGGAUGGAAAAGCUAAAAGACAAGGCAGGCUACAUGUCUGGAAUGCUGGUGCCCGUUGGGGUAGGGGUAGCCGGAGCCUUGUUCAUCUUGGGAGCGCUGUACAGCAUUAAGGUUAUGAAUCGCCGAAGAAGGAAUGGCUUCAAAAGGCAUAAAAGGAAGCAGAGAGAAUUCAACAGUAUGCAAGACAGAGUGAUGCUGUUAGCUGAUAGUUCUGAAGACGAAUUCUGAGCUGGACUUGAGUUCAACCGAGACAUCCCAUGGGAUUAUUAUCUUGUUUUCUAUGAGAAGACAAACAGAAGAAAGAGAAUAAAUAAAUGAGAAAGAACAGUAUCUAUCCACCUUGCUGCUACCAGGCCUCUGGUCCAGCUCCUGUCUCUGCUGGAGAGUAGAUUUUUUUUUCUUGUGCUCAGCAUAAAAACCACGCUGUACCCUCAAUGCAGCAUGCAGUGUUCGGCUCGUCUGUAGUGUAUAUGUCAUCCAUAAGGGCUGGGAUUUAGAAACACACAGGCUACAUGUUCAGGGGGAGUUAGGUAGAAUAAAUAUUUCGUAUUUUUCCAUUGC
Molecule: messenger RNA, 2765 nt
Organism: Rattus rattus (black rat)
Lineage: Eukaryota; Metazoa; Chordata; Mammalia; Rodentia; Muridae
Product: armadillo-like helical domain-containing protein 4
Exons: 8
Coding region: 105-2432 (775 amino acids)
Source: RefSeq, a predicted model, not a curated record